Rotaria sordida is the source of this 533-nucleotide messenger RNA. The record is from the annotation of a GenBank genome assembly. Lineage: Eukaryota; Metazoa; Rotifera; Eurotatoria; Philodinida; Philodinidae.
AAAAAAAAAACAAUACUUAGUGCACGAUGCAAGUCUUCCUUGCUUGAUGUUAACUAUGAAUUGGCUCUAAAGAGUUUUAUAUAUCAAAUCCUUGACUUGAAUGAAUUUAUUAGUUUAUGUUUUCUUUUUUGUCAUUACAGGACAAUGAAGAAUUGAAUACAACAUUACUUUUACAUUUUUUUGGAAAAAAUGGUCGAGAUACAUUAAAUUAUACAGAAUUUAAACGAUUUAUGGAACAUCUUCAAACGGAAGUACUUGAAAUUGAAUUUACAGAAUUUUCACAUGGUUUUAAAACAAUAUCUGAUUUGGAUUUUGCUGAAAUACUUUUACGUUAUACAGAUUUGGAUCGUAGUACAAAAAAAUUCAUUUUAAAAAAAGUUAAAAAAUCAACAGAUCAUCCAGAUGGUAUUACAUUUGAACAAUUUAAACAAUUCUUUGCUUUUCUUAAUAAUCUGGAAGAAUUCAGUGUUGCUAUGCGUUUUCAUCAAUUAUCAAAUAAACCAAUUUCACAAGGUGAGUAUAUAACAUCAUAG